CCUAAAGCCGAAAGGUACAGGAGCAGCAAAAUCCAACGGGCCGAGCCCCCACAUCGUUUUCGCACUCCACUCUCACAGAUCACGAACAAAAACUCCCAAACGAGCGGAGCGGAGGCGAGACAGGCGACUGUCAUACGCUCGCAUCAUGUCACGGGAAGCAGCAUCAGGGGACACCGCCGCUAUGAUGGGGAGCAGGGGCGCUCCAGGGACGUGGAGGCGGGUGCGGAGGGCGGCGCAGGAGGCGGCGGCGCACGCGCUGCUGCUCUGCUUCACCGUCCUGCUCGCCCUCAAGCUCGACGGCAUCUUCUCCGGCUGCUGGUGGUUGCUUUUUAUCCCUCUGUGGUUAUUCCAUGCUGUUGUUGCUCGUUAUAGAUUCUCAUUACCUGCUACAUCUCUAUUGCCGCCUCAAAAUUGCCAGAGGAUUCCAUGCCAUUCCGUUGUUGCCAUACCCUUGCUAAUUGCUUUUGAGCUGCUUCUCUGCAUUUACCUGGAAGGCAUCAAUGGGCGGGGUGAAUCUUUUCUAGAUUUAAAGCUUGUGUUCCUUCCACUCUUGGCUUUGGAAAUAAUCACGCUGGUUGACAACUUCAGGAUGUGUGGUGCUCUAAUGCCUGAAAAUGGCGAAACAAUCACUGAUGAAGAUAUUUGGGAGAGACUUCCUCACUUCUGGGUAGCCAUUUCCAUGGUAUUUCUACUAGCAGCUACUUCACUCAUGCUCCUUAAGUUAUGCGGUGAUGCAGUUACUAUGGGGUGGUGGGAUUUAUUCAUUAACUUCGGGAUUUCCCAGUGCUUUGCUUUUCUUGUCUGCACAAGGUGGUCCAAUCCAAUGUCGGUAUACAAGUCAAUCCUUGGUAUAGCAAUAAAUUCAUCUUAUGGACAGAGAGUGCAACUGGAACAGCAGUUUUGCGUUUUUUCUCCAAAAAGGGAUUCUGAUGUAGACAAAUUAUGUCGUCUGCAGGACAUCGGUGGCCCUAUAUUGAUAAUUCCUAUCGUAAUUUUUCAAGUUCUCCUAUGUAUGCGCUUAGAGGGUACUCCUUCUAAUGCACGGUUUAUCCCAGUUCGAGCUAUUUUCUCACCUAUAUUUCUGCUGCAAGUGGUUGCUGUAUUUUUUGCCGUUUGGAGAUUCUUUGAAAGGCUUGUUAUUAAGUUACAAGGUGGAAUUAUUAGUGAAGAAUAUAUUUCUGCCUCGUCAAAGAUUAAUGCGCUGUGUAUGAUUGUACAGCAUGGUUCAAGGUUCAUUACUUGGACUAUUGAUGAAAACAGCAAAGAGGAACAAGCCCAUUUGUGCUAUACAAAUAACGUUGGGUAUAGUACCUUUUGCAGCUAUCCACCAGAGAUGGUGAAAGGGAUGUCGAAGAAAGUUCUUGUUGAAGAGGUACAGAGGCUUCAGUUAGCAUUAGAAGAGCAAACCAAAAAGGCACAUCUUAGCCAACAGCGGUGUGAUACGCUAAAGAAUGAACGGAUCUUGUGUCGAAUUUGCUUUGAGAGGGACGUCUGCAUUGUUUUGCUUCCAUGCCGCCAUCAUGUUCUAUGCGAACCCUGCUUUAACAAGUGCCAGUCAUGCCCUAUUUGUCGUGUACCUAUUGAGAUCAAGUUAUCCGUUAACGAUGCAGUGAAUUCGGCAGCUCCAUUAAGUGAAAUAGUUUAAAAGUUCAUAGUUUGACACUUGUCAACAGUUCUAGGACACCUACUUCUAGAGUCAGCAAAGAUGACCACACUGAAUCCAAGCAGCAAAAACAAACUGGUUUGGCUGCAAAGUUCAGAGGAAAACUAGAACAAAUCUCGUUUCAGAACAGAUCAUAAGAAAACCAAGAGCUAUGCCGCACUCUUCAGUGAUGAUAGAAAGGAACCGUGCGGCUUUGUUGAUACUCACUAAUAUGUAGUGCCAACUUGAAUAACCACUGGCAUCACUUAAUUUUGUGGCGAAAGCUGCGAGCCCUGGCCAGUUUUCAUAACAGAGGUCCUUGACAACUGACAGGGGAAUUGAGCAAGCAUGCAUGUGUAACGAGAACCUGUGGUUGUUAACUGCUCUUCAUUGCCAAGGAAGCAAAAUGUCACCCUGUUAUCAGUUCUUGCACCUUUUUUUAGAGGAAUCAGUUCUUGCACCUACUCGAGGUUCCUGUAAACAUCAUUUUGGCCUAUAUAUGUUCAUGUACAUAUGUACGGUAGCGUCAUGCCGUGCGGCAGCAAUAAUAUAUCUUAUCUGAUUCCCAUUUUCACCU
Messenger RNA from Brachypodium distachyon (stiff brome), 2219 nucleotides. RefSeq lists its product as uncharacterized. The record is from RefSeq and is a predicted model, not a curated record. Lineage: Eukaryota; Viridiplantae; Streptophyta; Magnoliopsida; Poales; Poaceae.